This is a messenger RNA of Loa loa (African eye worm), 375 nucleotides long. RefSeq lists its product as hypothetical. The record is from RefSeq and is a predicted model, not a curated record. The transcript has a single exon. NCBI's taxonomy places the organism in Eukaryota, Metazoa, Nematoda, Chromadorea, Rhabditida, Onchocercidae. Bases 1 to 375 code for a protein of 124 amino acids.
AUGGGGAACCGUAAACAAUGUGCAAUAUUCCUAUGGAUGGUUUGGAAUUCGACUCCAAUCAACAACAAACUUCCAUUACAAGAAGGAGAAAUAUUCAUCUAUGAUGGAAGAGAAACAAUAUCGGAUCUCGAUACUACCCAACAUUGCCUCACACAAAGCGGAAAAUGUAUAACUAAUACAAGUAUUGUUCUAUGGAAUAAAACAGAAGCUGUGAAUGUUUAUAUCGAAAGACUGGAUAUUACCAAGCACGCGUCUUUGACGUUUACAGCAUUGUUGAUGAACUUCAAAUGGCAUUUACAUUUAAGUCUAACGAAACAAUUGAUUCGAGAAACUCCGACUUUAUCAAUCCCAAUACAAUGGACAACAAUAUCGUAA